Molecule: messenger RNA, 3654 nt
Organism: Bemisia tabaci
Lineage: Eukaryota; Metazoa; Arthropoda; Insecta; Hemiptera; Aleyrodidae
Product: ubiquitin-conjugating enzyme E2 R2
Source: RefSeq, a predicted model, not a curated record
UGGUUUGCCCUCUUGGAAUAUUGAAGUAGUGAGUGUAUCUCGCGUGGUCCCUAGGUUUUUCUCUCCAUUUUGUCUAGCUUCACUGUAAGCUUAUCUGGCUACAGUUUCCUUUACAUCAUUUAAGUUUAAGUAUACUCGCUCAUAAUGGCUCAACAACCAACAGGAAGUGCUACAAGAGCUCUCGCUUUAGAAUACAAAAGUCUCCAAGAAGAGCCUGUUGAAGGUUUUCGCGUCAAGUUAGCUGAUGAUGAUAACCUAUUUGAAUGGGAAGUUGCGAUAUUUGGACCUCCAGAAACUUUGUAUGCAGGCGGAUAUUUUAAGGCACACAUGAAAUUCCCACCAGACUACCCUUAUUCACCACCUAGCAUUCGAUUCCUAACCAAAGUCUGGCACCCGAAUGUUUAUGAAAAUGGAGAUCUAUGCAUUUCAAUUCUACACCCACCAGUAGAUGACCCCCACUCAGGUGAACUGCCCUGCGAAAGGUGGAACCCCACUCAGAAUGUCCGAACAAUUCUUCUAUCUGUGAUCUCCUUAUUAAAUGAACCUAAUACCUACAGUCCUGCAAAUGUAGAUGCCUCAGUCAUGUACCGCCGCUGGUUUGAUUCCAAAGGAGCAGAUAAAGAAUACGAAAACAUCAUCAGGAAACAAGUAUCUGGAGGACGUUUAGAAGCGGAAAAAGAUGGUGUUACCAUCCCAAUGACACUGGAGGACUACUGUGUAAAAACAAAAGUGAAACAACCAGAGGCACCUUUAGACAUGACAGAUUUCUAUGUUGAUGACUAUGAUCUUGAUGAUGAUGACGAUGAUGAAGACCUAUCAGGUGAUGAUUUUGCUGGAGAUGGUGAUGACAGCGGUAACGGAGAAACGUAACCUCUGUUUUCUUCUUUCCAAACAAUUAUGCCCCUCUUCAAUCCUUUUUUUUCUCUCUUUUUUUAUUUUCUUGGAGUUUAAAAUUUAAGUUGAAGAAAAGUUGAGUUCUGCAGUGUUUUUAUUUUUUUUUCUGUAGAAGGAAUCAUUUGAGUCUGUAUUUAGAAUCAAGAGUCAAAGUAUUCAAGUAAAUUUUAGCAACUAGGUGCAUUUUCUCUAGCAUGGAAAAAGAAAAGAAAAUGUUGCUAAUAGUCUUAAAUCCGACCUGUCCAUUAAAAUGACAUAUAUUUACAUUGAAAUUGCAUGAAAUUGUAAUUAUUACACCGGAAAAAGUGUCACUACUUCGUUGGGAAUUAGUUUUCUCAAUAAAACUAUUGUCUCCUUUUGUAGCUUAGUCAUGCUUUCAAAACGCAAGUAAAUACUACAGAUCAUGGAAGUAUCCGUCCAAAUUUUGCACCAUCCUCAGUUGCUAAAAUCUGCUUUGAGACUGUUCAAACUUAUCAUUUUUUUUCUUUAUUUGUACAGUCGAGUAAAACUUCCUCAUCAUUUUUCCCCCAAUCACAAUGAAUCAAGUCACAUUUGCCAUUCUAAGUCCCUUUAUUUCUCUCACAUCUCAUCUACAUCAUAAUCAACUCAUUUAAUCAAACGAACCGUACCUUAAUAGUUGCCGGUACAUAAUUUUUUUCAAUUUUUUUUUGUUUCGGUGAAACUCAUUAGUGUAGAUCCGUAAGCUUCUGAAAUAAUCUAUUAGGUUAGUCAGCGAGGAAGAGGAGAAAAAAAGGGCGAUGAAAAGGCGAUAGAACUAUUUGAUAAUUUUUUUAUGAAUGAUAAUUUCAGAGAUCUGUUCUUUGUGGAAACACUUGAUCUUUCUAUCUUUGAUGAGUGUUAAAAGGAAAAUAUUUUUUUGAAAUUCUAAUUUUUCAUGAUUUCCCCUAAGUUUUUUGUACAUCAAAGGUGUCAAAUCAUGAUUUCAACUUGAAACCUCAAAAGGCGGAGAAUAUAUUAUGUAAAGUUCAUUUCAUUGCGUUUUUUUCCUCGAGUAAUUUUUCAUCUUCAUUUUCUCUAAUGUUUACCCUGAAUUUUGAAUCAUAAAUGGCUUCAUUUAAUCAUUCACCGACAACCGUUACUUUCCCUCUUUUAAUUGCCAUCAGAUGUUUUCAAAGGAAGUCAAAUAUUAUUCUGUCUAAUGGGUCAUUCUGUAAGAAAGAGAAGGAAAGGGUAAACAUAUUUAUCUUGAAAGAGAGGGGGAAAGGAAGCGUAAGGAGAACCAAAAUAACACUGUUCGUUAAAAUUGACUGCUUCUCAGCUUACUCGAGGAACCCUAUAAUGUUUUGUAAGACAAAAAUAAUGUAUGAAUUCCUCCCUGCUUAUUCUCUCAAAAUGGUAGCAGUAUUUGGAAUUUUAAUGCACAGCGCUGAUUCUGCAUCAAUGAGUUGUUGCAUUUUUUGAUGUCUGAUGGGCAAUAGAACUGGACAAUAAAGUGAAUCUUACUCUUUAAGUGUUCAAUACAUUCUGUAAGAAAAUGUCUUUAAGAUCAAUUAAAAUGUGCUCAAAUUCUUUCAGGGCUACAUUAGUAAGCAGUAGCAUAUCCAAAUACCCUCAGGUUACUAUGUUUGUAAAGUAACAUGCUUAAUCAAUUUUUAAUCUUCCAGCUAACAACAGUCGUAUCUUGCUUUUUUUUUAAGACUCUAGAUGUCAUGUUACAACUAGACUGUUCAGAAUUCUUGUUGGUUAUUAUAAUUUUAUUCAAUUUUUCAAUUAGUUUCUCAGUUAUGAUAAACUAGUCAAUGGACCAGUAGACAAGGUACAAAGUUAUAAGCAUUCUGAUACAUGUUCCAUUAUCAAAAUUUCAUGUAGAACACGAUUUUUGCAUCAAAAAUUACUGAAAUCAACUCCUAAGUAAGGUAUUCACGUUUUCAUUUUACAUUGUUUAUGGGAAAUUUGAAUUGCCCGGUCACAAGAAAUGCAAUACUCUUCGUGAGCCCAAUCCUAUACUACCACGGUUUUGGCUGGCCUCUCAAUCGAGCAAUUUUCAUUUCCCAACUUGUGUUGUUUAAACUAUAAACAACUCACUAUAACUGAGCCAAAUUGUCAAGAUUGAGGUUGCCAGACUUUCAUAUUGCAGAGACUAUCAUGGUAACAUUUAGUGUGCGCUUUAGACUCACGUAGACCAUUGUGUUUUCAUUAGCAAGCUGUUUAAAUUACUGUAUCAAAAAACAUCAAAUAUCUUGUUUAGGAGUCAAUAUCAGUAAUUUUCGUUGCUCGAAUUGUAUUCUACGUAAAAUUUUGGCUAUGUAACAUGUUGCAGAAUGCUUGACUUGGUACAUUGUCUAGUGGCCCAUUGGUAUGAUUCUGAACUGCCACCGAAAUCAAAGUAUUGUAGGGAAAAAUUUGAAAACUGAGCCAGCUGAGUGUCUUAGUGAACUACUUCUUCGGAACAAUCCUCAAUUCCCGUGCUCAUUUUCUCAAUCAUUAGUUUUCAGAAGUUAAAACUUGCUUUUGUAUGAAAAGAGUGAAAAGAGAAAAAUGAUUUUGUAUUUUAGUUUCUUAUUUAUUGUAUAUAUUGUUUUUAAUUAUUUCGUAACAUAGGUUGUUAUCAUUUCAAAUUUCUGUUCUUUGUAAAUAAUCUUCCUCUUGCUUGGCAAGUUUUCUCUUUGUUUUAUUUUCAUUAUUUCUCCUUUCUAUUUUUUUCUUGACUUAAUGUCCUCUCAGAUUUUAAUGGAAGUCUCUAUGUGUAAUUAAAACUUGUGAUUAAGUGAAAGUAAUAAAGAAGAAUGCAAACAGGUA